AUGGAAACUCCGACUACCAAGAACCCUAGGACCAACUCGCCCGACGAGCAACCUUUCCGUGUCGUGAAGCGGCCCAGAAACCGUUCCUCGUCAUACUCCUCUGCAUGUUCUUCCUCAUCCAAAUCCCAAUCCCCAAGACCCGAAACUUUUCUACCUAUAUUCACUGCACUUAUCCUAAAUAUCCCCACCAAAUUUGCAAACCAAAAAGACCUGUUCACCACCCUAAAAAGCCUGCCAUCCUUUCUUUUCCUAUCACUUACCGUCUUUCGAGACAACAAGGCCUUGGUCACUUCUCGUGAUCCUGACCUUAUAAACAAACUAAAACCCUUACGAUCCUUGUUAUCUGAAAAGAUACAGAUCCAAUUGCAUGAAAAGAAAUCCAAAAAGACCCUACUACCUACUCCCAACACCCGCAAUCACAAACCUACAUUUUCCUGUGUAGCCCGCUCAGUAGACUUAAACAUCUCUUCUACUGAUAUCCUCACCGCUCUCAAGGAGCAAAACAUUGAAGCCAAAAACGCCUGGCGCAUUAAGUCCAGGCAAACGGGCAAGGACACAUUCUUGUUCCGUAUAAUCUCCACUUGCCCUAAAUCGAUUGACACCCUUUUAUCAAAAGGCUUCAAGAUGUUCUCCCGCAACUACCGUUGCGAACCGUCCCAGUCUCCCGGCCCUCAGCCACUUCAAUGCGGAAAAUGCUUCGCAUUUGGACACAAUUCUACUUCGUGUCAACAAAAACCGCUCUGCUACCGCUGCGGAUUAAAACACGACCCUGCAACCUGCACAUCCUCUCCCUCGUGCACCAACUGCAAGGGCAAACACCUUGCCUUUGACAUUAAAUGUCCCAAGCGUCCUGAUCCAAAAACCCUUACUCCUUCCAAGACAGCCCCGGUUAAGUGCGUAGACCCGCCUGCCGAAGAAAUCUCUGACGACGACGAUUCAUCUACAGAACUGACAUCAAAUCCCGAACCCGAACGUUUCACUAGGAUCGAAGACGUCAUUCGAUUUACCUACCUAUGCAUGUCAUCCCUAAACCCGAACUCCAGGCUCGUCGAAGACGUAGUAGCCCGACACGCCGCCCAAUUUUUCAGGCGCAAAGUGUCGUACGUCAUGCGCGGCAGCCACGUACAUAUCUCAAUCACCCAUCUGAAAACCCCAAAGACCUUCUCCCAUUCCUAA
Messenger RNA from Agrilus planipennis (emerald ash borer), 1176 nucleotides. RefSeq lists its product as uncharacterized. The coding region runs from base 1 to 1176 and encodes 391 amino acids. Lineage: Eukaryota; Metazoa; Arthropoda; Insecta; Coleoptera; Buprestidae. The record is from RefSeq and is a predicted model, not a curated record. The transcript has a single exon.